Molecule: messenger RNA, 1494 nt
Organism: Corylus avellana
Lineage: Eukaryota; Viridiplantae; Streptophyta; Magnoliopsida; Fagales; Betulaceae
Product: F-box protein At3g07870-like
Molecular function (GO): protein binding
Source: RefSeq, a predicted model, not a curated record
UUUGAGUUUUGAGUGCAAGCUUUCUUUUGCUUUUUCAUUAUUUGAAAAAGAAAGAUCCUCCAUUAUACGAUUUUAAAAAAAGCACACGCAAAAGAGCAUGCUUUUUGUUGUUGCCAACUGAGCUGGUUCAUAACACAAUCAUGGCUCAAUCGUGGGAAGAUCAUAGCACAGCAUUAAGCAGAGUGAAGCAGAGGCUGCAGAGCAGAGCAAAGCAGAGCAGAAGUUUGGGAAGAUCAUGUCAACCUAUCUGCCUGAGGAGGUGUUGGUGAAGAUACUCUCGAGACUGCCCACAAAAUCCUUAAUCCGAUUCAGGUGCGUCUCCAAAACCUGGCAUGAAAUUAUAGGAAACCCAGAUUUUCUCUACCACUCCAUUCUCACCACCACUGAAGAAAAUCCCAAUCAUCCUCUCCUCCUCAUCAAAGCCACAGAAAACUCCAUCCCCAGAAGGGAAGUGCUCUCUUUUCUCUCUUACGAGAACCUCGAAUUUGUGUCUCAGACCCCUCUUACUCCUGGCCUCAAACUCAUCGCUUCCUGCAAUGACUUACUAUGUCUCGGAAGUUACUUCACCAGUGACGUCUAUGUCUGGAAUCCCACCUCACCAUCAGUAGAACUCGAGCCUCUCCCGCCCUUGACCCACCGUCUUCCUUAUCACGUCAGUGAUGUCUUUGGGUCUGGCUUGGGAUUUGGUUAUGAUUCGAGAUCUAAUGAUUUCAAGGUGGUGAGAAUUCGUAUAAUCAAGUUACCAACAUUUGUACAUCAAACAAAGCGUAUAAGGAGUUUCGUGGAAGUAUACAGCUUAAGCGGCGGAUCUUGGAGAGUGCUUGACAUAGAUGUUUUUUCUGGUGUUGAAAACGGUUGGAGAGUGCUGCUAGACCUUGAUGCUUUUUUCGCUUUUGAAAACAGUUUGCGGACGGUGGCGUUAGACGGGGUUUUUAUCUGGUGGGUGCCGGAGAAUAUCAUCGCCGCUUUCGACUUCAACAACGAGGUGUUAAGAACAACGCCGCUUCCGGAUGGUUGUAGUCUAUCGAAUUAUCGUGAUGAGAACAAUACUAUAACCUUGUUGAACGGGCAUAUCAGUUUGUUGGCUUUUUCUCGUUCUAAAAUGAAUGCAAAAUGUGAUUUGGAGAUAUGGGUUUUGCUCGAAUUUGGUGUUAAGGAGUCGUGGACUAGACUUAGCAAAAUUGGACUCUCAAUGGAUUUGGAAAGGCCACUGGAGUUUUGGAAAAGAGGAGAGUUGUUUAUGGUGAAUAGUGAGGGGCAAUUGGUGUUGUACGAUCCAUUUACACACACAAAGAAGAACCUUCAAGUUUAUGGGAUUGAGAGAACGUUCCAAAUUGUUCUCCACACGCCGAGUUCUGUUGCGGUCGAGGGAGGGGUUAAUCUGUGAGAGUUCAGAUUGGUGAAAUGACACAAGGAUUCAAUGUUGUGAACCAAAUUUGAAUCUGUUUUCGACAAAUUUGGAUUCUGUAGAGAUGAGCUCUGUGAUUAUUAUGA